UCUACUCUAUUCCUCAUUCUUCUCUCUUCUUCACAACAAUCUUUCUAAACCUACAAAGACAAUUUUUAUAACACACAAAAUCAAGUAAACUUUUUAAGUUUAGUCGAACCUCGUUAAAUUCUUUUCUUCUCUAAUUGCUUUUCUGUGUGACUGUCUGCUAGUUAACCCACGAUAUUUCUGCAACAUGGCAGCUUCUGCAGUUAACACAAUCUCAAUGCUCGAUUCCAACAUGGAAGUUGACAAACUCACUAACGAAAUCUUCUCCAUUCUUGAAAACAAGUUCCUCUUCGGCUACGAAAACCAGAAUAAUUCACUCACCGGAAAAGAAAACAAUCUGUCAGCUCCGUUGGCCGGGAAAAAUGUCGGUGCCGGAAAAGUAAGAAUUCUUUCCAUUGAUGCUGGUGGAUCAACUGAUGGAGUGUUAGCAGCAAAAUCUUUAGCCCAUUUGGAAUCCACCCUUCGUCAAAAAACCGGAAAACCAGAUGCCCGUAUUGCUGAUUUCUUCGAUGUUGUGGCCGGCUCCGGCGCCGGUGGGGUACUCGCCGGACUUUUGUUUACGCGUGGGAGCGAUGGGGUGCCAAUGUAUACAGCCGAAGAAGCAUUGAACUUUGUGGUGAAUAAUGAUCGGAAGAUUCGCCGGAGUUUCAAGAAUGGUAUUUUCCGGCGAGGUUUCCGACCAGCUAAGGUGUUUAAGAAAGUUUUCGGAGAAUUAACGUUAAAAGAUACGACGAAAGGGGUUUUAAUCCCAUGCUACGACCUUAAAUCAGGAGCACAGUUUGUUUUUUCCCGCGCUGAUGCAUGGGAAAUGGAGGGCUGUGAUUUUACUAUAGCAGAUGUAUGUGGGGCCACAAUGGCUGAUCAAGCGGUUGAUUUGAAAUCAAUUGAUGGUAACAGAAAGAUCACAGCCGUUGGUGGUGGAAUAGCGAUGGCUAAUCCAACGGCUGUGGCGAUUACACAUGUACUUAAUAAUAAACAAGAGUUUCCAUUUGCUAAUGGAGUUGAGGAUUUAUUGGUUGUUUCAUUGGGAAAUGGUGAUUCAGACUCCGGCACCGGCACCGGAAAUGUGAUGUCAUCACCGGCGGCAUUUGUUAAAAUCGCCGGAGAUGGAACUGCUGAUAUGGUAGACCAAGCUGUAUCAAUGGCAUUUGGACAAACAAGAAACAAUAAUUAUGUAAGAAUUCAAGGAAAUGGUAUUGUUGGGAAAAAAUACCAAUCAAUUAAAGAUGAAAAUAUGAACAAAAAUGAAAGAAUGAAGAAAAUGGUGGAAAUUGCCGAAGAAAUGUUAGGUCAAAAAAAUGUUGAAUGUGUAUUAUUUCAAGGGAAAAAAUUGGUUGAAAAUUCAAAUUUGGAUAAAUUGAAAAUGGUGGCAAAUGAAUUAAUCAAAGAACAAGAAAGGAGGAAAAAUAGCAUUUUGCCCCCUGUAGUUUUGAAACAUGCAUCGCCAUCCCCUAGAACUUCAUCUGCAACAACUUUGUCAUCCGCCUCGUCGUGUUAGUAAGUAUCUGGUGAAAUAGUUAAGGUGUGUGAAUACUGGUCCGAGAAAAAAAGAAAGAAAAGGACUAGUGAUUCUUAUUAGGAUUAGGCAUGCAUGCAAUUGCGAGCUGAGUUUAGUUGAGUUUUGAGCUCGAGUUGAACUAAAUUAGACUUGAAAAUGUGGGUGUGAAGCCACUCGUGAUGGAUUCAGACGUCUGAGUUUGAUCGAGCUGAGCUACUAAGAUUGCCCAACAAUUUUUUUGUUUAUCCUCUUUUUUAAUAUUUUUGUUUUGAUAUUCUUGGGUUGGUUUGUAGUUGAAAUGUAUAUUUAGGAAUGGAUCUUGAUGAAGGUUUUCUAUGUAUAUGAUUUCAGUAAUAUGAUAAUGGAUUGCUCAUUGCAUUUGUUAAUUAAAA
Capsicum annuum is the source of this 1887-nucleotide messenger RNA. Its product is annotated as patatin-like protein 3. The record is from RefSeq and is a predicted model, not a curated record. Gene Ontology annotation, biological process: lipid metabolic process. Bases 185 to 1495 code for a protein of 436 amino acids. NCBI's taxonomy places the organism in Eukaryota, Viridiplantae, Streptophyta, Magnoliopsida, Solanales, Solanaceae. The transcript has 2 exons.